GACAUUUUUCAUGUACUUGAAGGCAUCAUAGGUCCACCCGGUGGUACUGUGAUAUUGAGAGGUCAUACAAUUUUAAAAAUCUGACAUUUCAGAGCAGUGCUAGGAUGUCUGGAGAGUUGUCCCUCAACAUAAACAUUAAGGAGCCCAGAUGGGAUCAGGGCACAUUCAUGGGGCGUGCCCAGCACUUCUUCAUGGUCACAGACCCCCGGAACGUCCUGCUGUCCUCUGAGACUUUGGAGGAGGCCAAGGUCAUUGUGGAGAACUACAGAGCUGGCAUUGUAAAACCAGAGUUGACAGAGGACCAGCUCUGGAGAGCCAAGUAUGUUUAUGACUCUGCUUUCCACCCGGACACUGGAGAAAAGAUGUUUGUGAUUGGCCGGAUGUCUGCUCAGGUGCCAAUGAACAUGUCCAUCACAGGCUGCAUGCUCACCUUCUACAGGACCACCCCAGCAGUGGUGUUCUGGCAGUGGGUUAAUCAGUCCUUCAACGCUGUCGUCAACUACACCAACCGCAGCGGAGACGCCCCUAUGACUGUGAACCAGCUGGGCGCAGCCUAUGUCAGUGCCACCACUGGAGCCGUUGUCACGGCCCUGGGACUCAAGUCCCUUGCCACGCGCCUCCCCCCAAUCGUCAGCCGCUUCGUCCCUUUCGCUGCCGUUGCUGCUGCCAAUUGUAUCAACAUUCCCUUCAUGAGACAGAGGGAGUUAAAGUAUGGCAUCCCCGUGACAGAUGAGAAUGGAAACAGAUUAGGAGAAUCUCCAAAUGCUGCCAAACAAGCCAUCAUGCAGGUGGUGGUGUCGAGGAUUGGCAUGGCAGUGCCUGCAAUGGCCAUUCCCCCGGUGAUCAUGAAUGCUUUGGAGAAAAGAGCUUUCAUGAAGCGAUUCCCGAUUCUUAAUGCUCCGGUCCAGGUUGGGCUCGUCGGCCUGUGCCUCGUGUUUGCAACCCCUCUAUGCUGUGCCCUCUUCCCCCAGAAAAGCUCCAUGAGUUUGAAUGGGCUGGAAGCAGAUCUGCAGGAGAGGAUACGACAGCUGAGUCCUCACACUACAACAGUUUUCUUCAACAAGGGCCUGUAGGCACAGGCGGUCUCCAUGAAUAUACACACAACAAGCACUCACAUGCAUAGACACACGUCUGUUAUCAUGGGCACAAGUGGAGGAGCAAAAGUAAAUAUAUUUAUGCUAUUUUUUUCUUUGAAAUGUGUACGUUUUGGGUUUUCUGAACAUUUAGAGCUGCUCCUAAUCUAAAGUGGAAGGUUGAAAUUAUUUAAAAAAGAAAAAAAUCCCUGAUAGAAAAAAUAAAGGUAAUUUUGAAGGAGAGUGCUCCCCCCGGGAAGAUAUAUUUUUGUUUCCAUGGGGUUUCUUUUUUUGUGGGGUGCUGUUUUUUUUGUCUUCCACUGGUUUUAAAACCAUGUUACUGGCAGUUUAUGGCUGCUGAAUUCUGUUGGACCCGCUGAUAUUUUAUGUUACAUCCAGCUCCUGUUGCAUCAUACCAGCUUAAGUCGAGGCCUGUGUUUGUAAGUCGCGUAUGCCAUUGCUUCUAUUUGUUUUUCUUUCUGCCUUGUGUUGUUGCUCUUUAAACUUAGGUGCAGUUAUCUUCUGAUGUAUAUUUUUUGGGGGGGAUUGUCACUUAAUACCGAAUAUAUACCUUCAUUGUUUUUAAACUAUCAUUUAGUAAAACACACAACAAAAUAUGAACUAGUUUUAUGUGGUCCAGGCACUGGUUUAAAAAAAAAAAGAAAAAAGGCCUGUUUUGUUUGUUGUACUUUGCUUCCUAUCGACCAGUGCAGCUUCUCUUUAACUUCAACUCUCCUUUAAGUGUACUUAUGUCCAUUCAUAUUCGUGGAUCAGGUAAUGAGGUGCUAAGCACAUGUGGCAAAAGAAUAUUUAAAUUAUACUGCAAAGUGUUUGCAUAGCACAACCAUAUAAAUGCAUAAGUAAACACAAAUGAGUGUUGUUUUAUCAACUUGAAUAUGUGGUGCAUCAGCUUGAUAUUAAAGAAUGUCUCCAUUGUUUUAGGUGCUUGUUUAGUCGAGGUGUCUGUUGGAGAGGAGUAUCAUUUUGUCUGUGUAUUUGGAUUCAGAUAAAUGACGGUGAUAAAGAGCUGCCGUUAUCUGAUCUGAAAUUUCCCCCGUCGACUUUAUUCACUUCCACAUUUAAAUGCAGCAGAGAAGGCUUGCUAUGAUGUGUUACUGUUACUAUGUGUAGAGGCUUUUUUUCUGUCUGCUUCUCAGAGGAAAACUGCUUGAGCUGCUGAUAUUAUUUUAUACCAAAUGUGGUGUGACAGGGUCAGACACCUCGCAUCUGUUUGGAAGAUGAGGGAAGCGGGCUGUGUGCACAGUGCUCGUCGUUGCUUCGUUUAAGUGGACAGUUCGGCGAGUUAGAGCGCGUCUGAAUGUAACAUCCCUCACGCCGUUGAGCAAACUCGCCUAACUUUGGACUGUCGGUGGUAUUCGUUGAUGCUGUUGUAGGAAGUAGCUCCGUGUAUUCCAACACUAUGUGGAAAAUUGAUAUAUUUUUCUUGGAUAUAUUUAUAUAUGCAGUAUAUAUUAUGUAUUUAGCACAUAUGCAUGAGGGAUUUAGUAGAUCCAGCAGGUGGCCACAUGUAUGCACUGGAAAAUGUCAGCCCUAUUUGACAUAAGAGCUGAUUUGCUGCAAAUAUGUAAGAACUCCUCAUGCGUUAGGUUUACUCAGCCCUCAGAUUUGACGUGUUCAGUCUGAACUCGUAUGCAUACAAAAAGACACGAAGGAAUGAUUUGAUGUUGGUUUAGUGCAAUCUUGUGUGUAGUCAGCUUCAAAUGAAAUAUAUGUCCACCCCACUGAAAGAUUUUUAAGGCCAUGCUCUUUGUGAAAGUCAAUAAAGGUUUAUUUGGAACAGGGGCUCCAGCAGAAUCUGUGCAGACAGGAAUAAUCAAAGAUUAUGCAAAGGUUUGAUCCAAAAAAUGAGUGGUUCCACCCGCGAUUUACUUGAAUGUUGCCAGCCAAAAAUGAAGAGUGCUGGUGUCUGUUACUCAAUCAAACAAUACAUGUAUGAUCAUGUGCACUGCUGGACGGUGGUUCACAGUGGGCAUGAGUGCUCCUAUCCAGUGUUUGACAGGCUGGCCGUGCUGGUGCUUGUGAGCGUUGCGUUAAAGAAAUGUUCCUGCCUUUGCUCUGCUGCUGUAGGAGCUUAUCUGUGUUGCAAUAUAAACAUAAACGUGUGCAUGAGUAAGGCUUUUUUUGGGGGGGAAAUGUCAGUGACUCCUAACAAAUGAGCUUACUCUGUGCUUUUUGUUUUCCGCCCUCUGAGCUCCUGUUCGUGCAGUUUUGCCGUAGAAAUGUUAAGAACAAACUGCUGGCUUUGAAUCGGCAUGCCAACGUACACAUACACUUAAUCUAAGUCAGUGCCCCCAUCACAUCGUAGUACAGAUCGAGCCAAAGAUGAGACGGGCGUGAACUGUGCCGCAGUGAGAAGAGGAAGUUUGUAGCUUUUAAUAUCUUUUGUUGAAGCUUUAGCAAUAUAUGGACCUUUUGCCUGAAUGUUCUUGUGUAGAAACGUAUAUCUAUGCAGCACUCGACACACCAAAAGUUUCAGGAACAUAAUAAAGCAGUCAUUUAAAAAAUAAUAAUAAUACUUUUUCAAUCAAACAGAAAACCCACACACCUUCAGACACGUUUGUGUGAGAUAGAUUUCCACCUAACAAUGAAAUCACUAAGAAACCCUUGCACACUUAACCCUGAUGUACUCUUCAAUCCUGCUUACUUUGAGUACUGAAGUCACUAUCUUUGUUGUCGUUACACUCCAUGAAUGUUCAGUGGACAUGCAACUUCUGUACAUGUAGACCUGUCAGUAUUGGUGUAGUGCUCUCUCCCUCUGUUUUGUAUGGAUUUGAGACAUGUUUUCUUGAUGUGAAAUGUAUUUUACUCAGAGCAAUAGAAUAAAAUUUGUCCAAAUGUUCAAACCUGCCUGCUUAAUUCAGUCCUGUCAAUCUCUGU
This is a messenger RNA of Menidia menidia (Atlantic silverside), 3971 nucleotides long. The record is from the annotation of a GenBank genome assembly. NCBI's taxonomy places the organism in Eukaryota, Metazoa, Chordata, Actinopteri, Atheriniformes, Atherinopsidae.